Sordaria macrospora k-hell is the source of this 1038-nucleotide messenger RNA. RefSeq lists its product as uncharacterized. The record is from RefSeq and is a predicted model, not a curated record. Lineage: Eukaryota; Fungi; Ascomycota; Sordariomycetes; Sordariales; Sordariaceae. Gene Ontology annotation, molecular function: adenosine deaminase activity. Gene Ontology annotation, biological process: adenosine catabolic process; inosine biosynthetic process.
AUGACAGUCGAUGCUGUGGAUUACAGGGCGCUGCCCAAGAUUGAGCUCCACGCCCAUCUCAGCGGCAGCAUCAGUCGUCAGUGUCUCCACGAAGUCUGGCUGAAAAAGAAGGAAAAUGGUGAAACGGACCUUCAAGAUCCCUUGGUUGAGAUGCCGCUAGGUAAACACAAUUAUGAUUUGAAGACCUUCUUCCCCCUCUUCUCCUCGUACAUCUACCACCUCGUCAACGACAUCUGGGCCCUCCGCCACACCACUCUCUCCGUCCUCUCGGACUUUGCUGCUGAUGGCGUUGUCUACUUGGAACUACGCACCACCCCCCGCGCCAUGCCUCAGGCCGGUUUAACCAAAGCCCAAUACGUCCAAGUCAUCCUCGACACCAUCGCCGAGUUUGAACAGUCCAGCACUUCCCAGUUAAAAACGAAACUGAUCCUCUCCGUCGACCGGCGCAACACCCUCUCCGAAGCCUCCGAAGCCCUCGCCCUCUGUCGCCAGUUUUCCGGGUCCGGUGUGGUGGGCAUUGACCUCUGCGGCGACCCAGCCAGGGGGCCUAUCGAUAUCUUCGGCCCGGUCUUCGAGGAGGCGAAGCGUACCCUGCCAGAGUUGGGGAUAACGCUGCACUUUGCCGAAGCGGAGGCGUCGGGGACGGAGGAGGAGUUGUUGGCCUUGUUGAGCUGGAGGCCGGAUCGUAUUGGACAUGUGAUUCAUUUGAAUGAGAGGGUGAAGGAAGAGGUGAAGAGGAGGGGCGGCAUGGGGUUGGAGUUGUGUUUGAGUUGUAAUGUCCAUGCUGGGAUGAUAUGUGGGGGGUUUGAGAGCCACCACUUUGGGGAGUGGUGGAAGGUUGACGAGACGGUUGUUGUUUUAAGUACCGAUGAUGUUGGCGUCUUUGGAAGCCCGCUUUCCAACGAAUACGCACUCGUGGCCAAGCACUUCGGACUUGCAAGAGCUGAUAUCUGCUCGCUUGUGAGAAGGGGGAUAGAUGUUAUCUUUGGAGGCGAUGCGGAGAAGGAGAGGCUCAGGGGGUUGAUGUGGUCUGAGUAA